AUGCUCCCCUUCUUGGCGCUGUUUGGCUUGACUGGCCUGGCAGCAGGAACCGUACAUCAGCGUGCCUCCAAAAACCUUGCCACCGACAGCUUCUUGAAGCCGGUGGAGUAUGAGCACACGCUGCGAGCGCUUUGGCUUGAGUUGCCCAGACAUGCCCAGACGGUUUGCAACGCUUAUCCCGGCACUGAGCGAUUUGAUGUGGAGAUGGGUGGCGUCAGCAUCAUGACCGGGCCGCAGAUGGCGUACCAGGAGUGUCAGCAGCUGAACUUGACGAAGCCGCUGAUGCCGGGAGAUCGCCUGGACUUCCGUGCGGACACACUAUCGGUGGCGACCUUCACAGUCGACUCCCUGCCCAAGCAGUGUGGCAGCACAGGGCAGCAUGUUGUUGGGUACAACGCGGUCAUGUACAUUGUGGAACCUUGGCCGAUCUUUGCCACCUGGAAAGCUUGCGUCUAUCGUCGCGGUGCCACCACCGACGCCGUGUCCUUCCAGUCGCACAUGUUCGCCCGCUCAAAGAAUGCGCAAGUGGCCGUCCUGGACACUUACACGGGCGAGGCGAAGGCAGCGCUCCUGCUGGCCAACUCGACAGGACAAUGGGAAGGCACGGUCCUUCCUUUCGGCACCGCCUUCGGCGUUCCUGACGGUACGUACCAGGUCAUUCUCAGCGAUGGCAGUGCCGAGUCAAAGAUCCGUGCUCCGUUCACUGCGGUCAAGGGGGAAAGCUACAUCGUGCUUCGUACUGGAGUGACUGAGAAGGCGGCAAACAGCUCCAGCAUCGCCUAUCCACAGGACCUGGUUGUCUAUCCCGUCACCAGCUCCGGCUGGGGACAGCGCAGCAGCGCUGCGCGCGUGUUGGCCGGGCUGCUGAUACCGCUGUUGGCUUUCAUCAGCUGCUUGUAA
Messenger RNA from Symbiodinium natans, 900 nucleotides. The record is from the annotation of a GenBank genome assembly. Lineage: Eukaryota; Dinophyceae; Suessiales; Symbiodiniaceae.